Patiria miniata (bat star) is the source of this 1862-nucleotide messenger RNA. RefSeq names its product receptor-binding cancer antigen expressed on SiSo cells-like. Gene Ontology annotation, cellular component: secretory granule. The record is from RefSeq and is a predicted model, not a curated record. The transcript has 5 exons. Lineage: Eukaryota; Metazoa; Echinodermata; Asteroidea; Valvatida; Asterinidae. Bases 231 to 941 code for a protein of 236 amino acids.
GGCGCAAUCAACAUGACAGCCAACUGGCAUGAGUGGCGAGCAUAAGUUGGUAUUUUUUUGGGACGUGGCACAAACAUAUGAAUGCCGUUUUACUUUUACUAAUAAUAUAGGGAAAUAAGUUACGUUAUUUUAUUAGUUGGAAGUUCGCUUUGUGUCAAUUCUGUCCCUGUGAUUUCUUUUCAUAAAGAAUUCUAAAAGGUUGUCAGCAAAGGUCAGGGGUCACAUCAGCAAUGGCGACCUUCCGAUGCAACAAGUGGUUCCUCUGCACCUUCUUUGUUGCCGUUCUUGGCUUCCUGAAGCGCAUCCUCUUCAGCAGAUUCCACCGACGGAACAAAAGCGACACCGACUUGCCAAUGCUUACCGGCACCAUCAGCACCCCAGCAGCUGCAGGCAACUCACUCGAUGAAAGAAACGUAGAUAUUGCAGAUUGGGAUGAUUGGGAUUACGCAGGUGCACCAACAGGUAUCAUCAUAGAACCUAACAACCCCCAUACAGGCCCAGGGACCACGCCCAUGGGUGCGGCUCCAAUGGGAGGGGCCUCAGUAGGGGGAGGAGUCACUGCUGAUAGCGACGAUGUGCCAGAGAUGGACUACUUCAGUGACAUGGCACCGACCUUAAAAAAAACAGUUUUGAUCAGGAAAAAAGAUCGGACUCGAGCAGGGUUGCCCAAUAGCGGGAUGUCAAAUCGCUUGUCGAUGAAUGUAGAUAUCACACCUAUUGCCUCGUCAGAGUUAUCGACAUGGGAUGAGGACAACGACGGCACGUGGGAAGACGAAACAAGCGCCGUGGACUUGUCCUGGGACGCAGACCGCGUCAUCAAGGAGAAGAAACAAGCCGAGCGCGACCGAAGGUCCGCCGAGCAACACCGGAAGAAGAUGGAACGAGAGCAGCAACGGGCCAUGAAAAAAGACGGUGGCAAGUUGGCGGUCAAGUUAAAGUGAUAACAGCACGGUGCGUAGUUUGAAUACAACUUGUAUAUCCACCAGAGGUUCAGUGGCAGAGGUAGGGUUGCCUUAAUGGGGUCCGUGUGUGAACAAGAGAGGGCGCUUUUUCACUACUUUUGACUACACCAGGACACACUGGGUGCGCGUCCUGGUUGGCGCGAAGUACGCGCUACUUAUUAGAUUUUGAGCAAAAGGCAGAAGUGUCUUUGCAUGAGCAUCAGGCAUCGUCAGCAAUGCAUUCGAAUGUCUCUACCAGUAGUCUCUGCCAACUCUGUUUUUCGUACGAACUUCAACCAUCCCCAACCCUGCAAAAUCCAACUGCAUGUUUUGUUGGAAUCUGUUGGAUCGAGUACUGGACUAGUAAAGGUCAGGCAUACCACCACAAUCAGAGUCCAACAGUUUGGGUGUAGAGUUUACCAUAUGGUGUUGGAUUUUGCAAGAGUGAGGAAGGUUGCUAGUAAAUCACUUAAGGGGGUUAGAGGUACUUGUACAUGGAGCCGAUAUGAUUAGAGAGAGUUGUAGUCGAGUUGGGAGUCCGCACCCAAUAUUGUCCCAAUUGGCAACCUAGGCUCUUCCACUUAUAAUUGUUGUUGUUUGUUGUUACUUGAGGAAGCUGUCCCUAACCUGUUGAAAAUUCUGACUGACUUUUGGUCCCGAAGAGCAUCCAAGUAUUCAUUUUGUACCUAUCACACUGACUGACCGAGUCGCUCACUAAUUGACUGUCACAUUGACUAGUACAGCAAGUUGGCGAUUAAAGAUUGUUCAGUUUAUGUGUAAAGGCAUGAAAUUUGGCACACAGUCAUGGGUAAAAAUAGUUGGCUGUAGGGCCAUCUCAGAUUUGUCCUGUGAAAAAUAUCAUAGGAUAAAGCCCAAAAAAAAAAGUCUCCGGUUUCUGGUAUGCGCGCGCGUCGCUGAAGC